Molecule: messenger RNA, 591 nt
Organism: Culicoides brevitarsis
Lineage: Eukaryota; Metazoa; Arthropoda; Insecta; Diptera; Ceratopogonidae
Exons: 2
Coding region: 1-591 (196 amino acids)
Source: RefSeq, a predicted model, not a curated record
AUGUUAAUCGUUGCUGAGCCUCCAUCUGGAUAUUCCUUCUCGCGUCCCCCAAAUUCCUUACCUCCUUUACUUCCCACCGUCUCGAACAGCUACGGACCCCCGCCGAAUCCCCCCAUGGAGAGUUACGGUCCGCCACAGCUGCCAAAAGACACUUAUGGCCCUCCAUCGCAAGCUGCAAUUAUCCACAAACACGUUUAUGUGCACGUCGCACCGCCAGAGCCGGAAUACGAGCAACCAAGGCCGUAUGUUGCGCAACCGCCCGUGCAAAAACACUACAAAAUCGUCUUCAUCAAAGCUCCGAAUCCGCCGCGUCCCAGACCUCCGCAAAUUGCGGUGCCGCCUCAAAAUGAGGAAAAAACUCUCGUUUACGUGUUGGUGAAGAAACCUGAUGAUCCGCCGGAAAUUAUGAUUCCGACGCCGGCACCGACAAUGCCAAGCAAGCCUGAGGUCUAUUUCAUCCGGUAUCGCACGCAAAAGCAGGAGGGGAGUAACGGCGGGGGCGGUUACGCCGAAAGUAUCUCCCCCGCAGACCAAUACGGGCAAAUCAGUCUCACAAAUGACCAACGAGCCAAGCGACAUCGACAUCAGUAG